GGGUGGGAGGGUUGACGCUGGAAUUCGACGGCCUGUUUAUGAUUGGCUAAUGCGCCACUGCGUUCUUAGCGAAUAAGAGAGUGGCCGUUUUGUCUAUAUCACGGAGAGCUCGGGGUGUAACGUUCAUUUCGGAGUUGUUGAUAAAACAGAUUUGAGCAUCAAGAUGAGUGGCAGAGGAAAAACCGGCGGAAAGGCUAGAGCUAAGGCCAAGACUCGUUCAUCCAGGGCUGGACUUCAGUUCCCCGUGGGACGUGUGCACAGGCUUCUGCGUAAAGGCAACUAUGCCGAGCGCGUCGGUGCCGGCGCUCCGGUCUACCUGGCCGCAGUGUUGGAGUAUCUGACCGCUGAGAUCCUGGAGUUGGCCGGUAACGCCGCCCGUGAUAAUAAGAAGACCCGUAUCAUUCCCCGCCACUUACAGCUCGCCGUGCGUAACGACGAGGAGCUGAACAAACUGCUCGGCGGAGUGACCAUCGCUCAGGGUGGUGUGCUACCGAACAUUCAGGCUGUGCUUCUGCCUAAAAAGACCGAGAAGGCCGUUAAGACCAAGUAAACUCGUCCACCGCUGCUUUGUCAGUACCCAAAGGCUCUUUUAAGAGCCACCAUCUCUGCUUAAAAAGUGCAGUUUUUACACCCGUUUUUCUACUGAAGUCAGCACGUUUAUUAAUAAUAAUAGUGGUAGUUAGCCUGUUGCUUAAAUGAAAUCUAAGGGGUGAAAGUGCACUUCUAAGACAGCAUAUUUGUAAAUAAAAAAGGACUCGAUAAUUUUCUAGUCAUGAUUUGAUACCAUAUUUAAGUAAUGACUAUAAGAACUAUAAUAGCAGUUAGCGUGCUGGUUAAAUGAAGUCUGAGGAGUGAAAAUGGUUUGUGACGGCGUUGUGUGUGUUCCUAAUGAACAAAGCAGAGAGCGCGCCAAUAGAAUUGUGGCGGGCGUCUUGUGUUUCGAACGGAGGCAGAGAAGACGGUCCAAUAGUCAACAGGUGACG
Molecule: messenger RNA, 983 nt
Organism: Ictalurus punctatus (channel catfish)
Lineage: Eukaryota; Metazoa; Chordata; Actinopteri; Siluriformes; Ictaluridae
Product: histone H2A
Exons: 1
Coding region: 164-550 (128 amino acids)
Cellular component (GO): nucleosome
Molecular function (GO): DNA binding; protein heterodimerization activity; structural constituent of chromatin
Source: RefSeq, a predicted model, not a curated record